Molecule: messenger RNA, 8623 nt
Organism: Diabrotica balteata
Lineage: Eukaryota; Metazoa; Arthropoda; Insecta; Coleoptera; Chrysomelidae
Source: the annotation of a GenBank genome assembly
GAAGAAGAUAAAUGUCACUUUACAGAAUUUGAUAAAUAAAAGAUAUGGUUCUUUUAAAGAAAAUAUUGUGAAAUUUGAUUUAUUAAUUUAGGUUAAUUGGCCACAUUCGGCGAAAUAAUGUGAUUUUGGUAGCAGAUUGAAAUUUUAUCGUUACGUGAAUGAAAAAUAUGGGAUACAAAGCAGCUGUCCAAGUUUUGAAACAAGCAGACGAUCUAAAAAUAAAGGUAUCGAGAAAAAGUGACUGGUUAAACAAUGCCGAAGCUUGGACAGAUCAACAGAAAUUACAAACUAUUUACCAUCAAGUACUUGUACUCGAUUUGGAAUACGCGCUGGACAAAAAAGUUGAACAGGAUUUGUGGAAUAUAGGAUUCAAAAAUCACAUCUCGAGUUUACAAGAGCAAGCUAGAGACAAAAAGAAUCCUCAUCGCUCUGAUUGUCAAGCACUGCUAACAUGGGCUUUGGAAUCUGCGUCUGGCUUUUAUAUUUCACUAUUACAAGAACUGUGUAACACCUUUGAUGUAGAUUUGCCUUUUAGAAGGAGAGGGAAUGUCUUUGGACAAACCAUAACUAGUUCAGAAAUGAUAAGCUUGCCACAAACCUCUUCUUGUCUUUAUGUUUGCCAGUACUGUUUGGUACAUCUUGGGGAUAUAGCCAGGUACAGGAAUCAAAGAAAACAAGCAGAAAGCUUCUAUAAACAAGCAAUAUUAGUAUCUCCAACUAGUGGCCAUCCCUACAAUCAAUUGGCCCUGUUAGAAGCCAGUCAGGGCAACAAAUUAUCAACUGUAUUUUAUUACAUAAGAGGUAUAGCAGUUAAGAACCCUUUUCCUGCAUCAGCAACCAAUUUGUCUUGUACUUUGACUUCUGCAGUAGAUAAAGACAGCCCGUCAGAAAAGAUUCAAACAAAAAUGACAGUAAAUGAGUUCAUCCAACUGUUCCUAUGCACUCACGGCUAUUUUCAUACGGCCUCGGAACUCAAACAAGCCGAACUAUCAGUUAAGAGCCUCAACUCUGUAAUGACUGCACUUGUAGCAACCCAGAGUUUCACCAGGGAUAUGCUAAUAAAGAUUACCACUAUUAAUUUGUACGCCUUAAGUCACGUCGGAUCUGACUUGAAUAAAAUUAAUGAGCUGACUAAUGAUGAGAAGAAGGUUAGGCAACUGGUUUUGGAGUUGAUAGCUGGGUCUCUGUGUGCUUUUUUGGUGCCUGUUCAUACAUUAAAGAUAGAUGAUGGUAUUAUGGAUUAUUAUGCUCUUCCAGCAGUCAAACUUCUACUGUACUUCAUUCAGAACGACCCCUUUGUUUUGAAAGAAAAAGUUUUCACCAAUCGACUACAAAUAUGGCCGAGUCUAGUCAAACUGUUAAAUAAUGUUCAGCAAUAUAUGAAAGGAUUUAAUUUCAACAAAUACAUGAAAAUGCCCCUUCGUGAAGACAAGAUGCUCGAGGGAUUCUUACCGUUUUGUAAGAACUUCAAAGAACUAGAUUUCAAAGAAGAUGUCGAUGAUCCAAAAAUCGAAAGACUGGUUAGAAUGAAACGUAUAAUUAAAAUAAGCUUGUGGUUGACUGAUCUAGAUGUAAAUGGCAAUAAAUUGAUAUUGAAGAAUGAAGUAAACGGUGAGACUGUAUUUGAACCAGUAUGUAUACAACCGGAUCCAACAAAUGACUUGCUCGAAGAAAUGAAAUCCUUUAGUAUAGCAGACAAAGUUGAAAACGUAGCUAAAAAGAGUUUAGAAAAGAAAGCUGGCAUCCUCAAACCUCAAGGAUCUUUAGAAAAGUCUAGAGAAGAACGGGAGUUGAUGAGUAACAAUCCAAUAGAGACGGUUCCCAGUGCCAACUUCAACAAUACGCCUAUUAAACCGGAAGUCACCAAAAACAAGCGAGGAAAACAAAACGUAGCUUUGCAGUCAAUAUUUAAAAAGAUAGAAGAAAGUAGUAAACAGGUUAAGUUCAUCGUUGAGGACUCCGAAAAGGAAAAAUCGGUCAAAUUUGAUUCAGUUCCCGCUCAAGCAAAAACCACCCAACAGCAAUCCCAGAACCAAACCUUUAACUCGCCAUUAAGAAGCCAAAACUUCAAUAAAAAUCUUCCUGCCUUCCCGAUACAACCUCCAACACAACCGGAUUACCUCACUACCCUUAGAAACAUGCCAAAUAUGCAAAUGAACGACAGCAACUACCAGUACCAGAAAAAGGAUCCUGGAAUACCGAAUAUGGGCGUUCAGAUAAUGCCGCCGUAUCAGAACAUGCACUCCAACAAGAACGUUCCGCUGAAUAUGAACCAGAUAAACCAGAAACCUAUGGGAUAUCAACAGCAGAACUCGUUUACACCUUCAACUCCUUUCCAAAACGUGUCUUUCCCACCAUCCCAUCCGUUUAACACAUGGAAAAGAGAGGAGGUACCACCGAUGCCGAAUCAAAGUUGGUGGCAGAAUAAUCAGCAGACCCAGCAGAAUUAUCGAUCGGAUUUCCAGUUGAAUUUUCCUCCUUAUUCGAACCCAGUGUCUUCGAAUUAUAUAAAUCAAGGUCUUACAAACAAACCGAACAAUCAAAACAACACAAGCGAUGUAUUUGGAUCCCCUUGGAGUAGCUAUUUGGGUAAUUUCAUGAGCGAAGGAAACACCAUGAACAACAUAAAUUUCGACAGCAACGCUAGCCAAGGAAUGUCUACAAUGUCUGUGAGACAAGCUAUGUUGAAGGAGGCUAAUUUGCCAGGAGCUCCUGUGGGUCCACCCGGAAGCGGAGGGCCUAUAAGCAGGCUGCCCAAUAUCAGUCAGCCUCCACCGCAGGAACCGUCCUUCUUCCAAAACCAAAACAACACCCCUGGCUAUUCUCUGUUCAACAACAGCUGGACCCCCAACCUGCCGGGCCAACUUAGAAACAACAAACCCUCCGAGAACAAUACCCUCAACCAUUUGCCGCAGCAAUCGCUCUUUAGCGGCCAGGGCCCCAAAUCCUUGGCACAAUUGCUCGAACAGCAGAGCCAGUUGUCGAAGAACGACUUAUAGGUUAUUAGCAGCACGAAGGUAACUUGCGAGAGAGAGAUUCUUAACUUUACUAAAACGGGAGAAAAUUUGACUUGAGACAAUAUUUCGAUACCCAAGAGCAAUAAACGAAGACCAAACGAAAAGGGUGUAAAAAAUAUUUUAGACAAAAGAGUUUUUCUUUCGAAUUUUAUUAAGGUAACCGUUUUUUAAAUAAGGGUUAACAGGAUAUUGAGAAUAUCUUAACAAGACGAGUCUAAUAGGGCGAGGUAUUUAAUUUUCCAUCUAAUAAAUAAACUUUGACAUAUAUGUUAUCUAUUUUUGAAAAUGGACACUACAGAAGAAGGGGCUAAGCUUGACGAAAGGGAAUUUAAACAUAAUUUAUUAGUUGAUGGCUUCCUACAUUACGUGUUUUGUUCAUAUCCACUAAAAUACUCUACUGUAGCUGUGGCAUCGAGCAAAAAGACAAAAGAGGGAAUGUAACGGUAGUGGGGGCAAAAUAUUGUUAGACAGGAAGUGGUGAUCUUUAGAGGCCACAUUAAACAAGGAAAGAGAGUUUCUCUCCUUUUUGACAUCAAAUUUAGUUGGGUUAUGUUAUUGUUUGUCCCAAAUGUCACAUGAAAUCUUAUUUAUAUUGAAGUUUUUCAACAAUUGUGUUGCAUUUUACUAUUAUCGUUAAUAAUUAAUUAAAACUUUCUCGUCUAAGACACAUUCUGAAAAAUAUUAUAUAGCUACUGUUAAUAAGUGUCGGAAAAUUUAAAUUUGGCGCAUUCGCAUUUCCGGAUAUGUCCGCCAUCAGAGGCCACUUUUUUGGUCUCCUUUUCAUAAGGAUUAGAUUCCCUCUUUUGUCUUUUUGCUCGAUGAGCUGUGGUGUCCUCCAUGAAAGCAAAACAGUUAUACUUAUUUUCUGUAAUUAAGUUCUCUGUAACGGUAGUUACUUUGUUGACAUCUGUAGCGCUUCGCAAAUGUGGUAAAUGGAACAAAUGUGGCACUGGCCGUAUAUGUAGUAGACACAAUAUUUUUAACAAGGAAAUAAGAGAAACAAUUUGGCAAGGUACUGGGAAAAUACCUAGAAUUCAGACAAAGCAGAAGCAGAAAAUAGAGAAAAUAAUGGGAAAAAGUCAGAGUCAAAACAUUGGUUUUGACAUAUUGAACUGAGUAAUGCUGAAAAGAAGGACCGAGGACAAUUUGAGUAUCGUUAUCCCGUUAUAUUCCGUGCGUACUAAAUGAAUUUUUAUAGCCAUCAACUAAUAUUAGAUACAUAUAGAGAAACAACAUUCACUUUUAGACCUGUUCAUCUGUAGUUUUCACCAAUAUUUAUAUUAAAACACGAUAAAUUCGAUUUAUUAGCUAGUUUUAAUUAUAUAAAAUACUCUAAAUUGAACUUAGUAAUAUUUUUUACUAGAAAAACUAGAGAGUUUAUUAUUAUAUUCGACUAAUACCACUCAGUGCAGAUUUACAUAACUACAAUGGCACCCAACUAGUACCGUGCGAACCAGUUGCAACACUGUUGUACUAUCUACGACUUAUGUUGGUGAAAACAUGUAAUACGACUCUACUCAGUCGUAAAUUUAAAGUCAAAGUCACCUGUAAUUUUAAACUAUUUUUUUUUAAAUUUCGUGGCUGACAUGGGACUAGAACCAACUAUCACUACCCACUCACAUCGUAGUGAGCGAUUGACACGCGUUAGUGAGUGCUACGUGUCAUGUCGGAAGUUGGCUAUCAGCACAGCUAUAUUUCAUUAGCCGCCACUAUGCAAAGAUCUAAUGAGAUAUGUUCCCACUAUUUCUUCAGGUUUCUUUCAUUUCUUUUGCCCUUUAUCAUUCCAUGCAGAAUGAGUCUAAAGAUAUCGUAAUGUUUCUUUAUUCUAAUAAUCAGUCAAUUAAUUCUUUAAAAAAUUUCUGUAACACCUCUGCCUGUGACUGUCUUUUGUCCUCAACAUAAGACGAGAACCAAACUUCUAAGUGAUUGUUUAUAAAGACUUUGAUUAAUUAAUCUUCGUAUCUACCUAUUCUAUAUAUCUAUCUAAACAGGUACAAUUAGAUGUUGAAGUAAUUGUAGAUUGUGAGUUACAUAAUUUUAUUUGAUUUGAGCACAGUUCUUCUUGGAGUGUCGUCUCCCUACGGAGGUUGGCAAACAUAAUGGCUAUUUUUAUGUUUGAACUUGCUACUCUAAACAAAUCAAUCGAUUUGCUUCUUCUUCUUCUUCGCGUGCCAUAUCAGAUUUAUCCGACGUUGGCGAUCACCAUUGCUAAGGCUUCUCGAUCUUCUGCAAUAUGGAAUAAUUGUCCUGCAUUUGGUAUCUGAGUCCAUUCACGAAUGUUUGUUAACCAAGAAACUUGUUUUCGUCCUACACCUCUACGUCCCUCUAUUUUGCCUUUAAGGAUCAGUUGUAAAAUUUUAUAUCGACUUCCCCUUACUAUAUGUCCCAGAUAAGGACAUUUUUCGAUGUUUAACAGCCUUUAGCAAUUCUCUGUCUUUGUUGAAGCGAUCUGCACUAAUAAUAAUUACGUAGAUUCUCAUCCAAGAAUUCUGCCUUCAGAUCUUCCUUGAAUCACUCCCUGUAUUAUUCGUCUCAAAGGUUGGAUCCCUCAUCAGGUUGCUUAGGUAUUCCAUUUUUCUUGCUUUAUAGUGGUGAUUAGUUCUGUUUCUUUACCAACCCUCUCCAGUACUUCUUUAUUUGUAAUUCUAUCAGUCCAUUAUAUUUUUGAUAUAUUUAAUACUCUGCGGUAUAACCAGAGUUCGAAUGCCUCGAUUUUUUUAAAUUGCAUUUUUUUAAUGUCGAAGUCUCAGCUCCAUAUAGUAAUAUUGAAAAUAUGUAUCAUCAAAUGGUAUGUCGUCUGAUUUUCAAAUUAAGAUUUCUGUACGUUAGGAGUGGCGCCAUUCGUAUAAAUGCUGAUAUGGCAAUCUCUAUUCGCCUGUUUAUUUCUGCAGUAUGAUCACUGGUUUCAUUGAUCAAAGUUCCCAAGUACUGAUAUUGUUCUACUUGUUUUAUCACGUAAUUAGGAUAUAUUUCGUUUUUCAGCGUUAGUAAUUUCCAUCUCAGCACUAUUCAUAUUUAAGCAUAAGAUUAGAUGUUCUUGGGGUUCUAUGCCCCUUGCAAUGGUCACAGUGUCAUCUAAAUAUCGUAAGUUAACCUUUUCAGUCGAAGUUUUGAUUUUAGUAUGAUUUAGAUAUAAUUAAUAUAUUACCAUUCUUCUCUUUUCGCAGUACUCUCAGUUUCCCGUGUCGUACCCUAUAAAAAGCUUUCUCGAAAUAACAUUACCAUUAAAGACAAACUGUACUUCUCUCGUUUUAAAAUUCAGAAAUUUUAGAAACCAAAUUGAGUCUAUACAUUUUUCUUGUAUAUCCUUCGAUGCAUUAUCUUUGGGAAUAUCUCAAGAGAUAUUCUGGUAUGGCUUUUACCAUAGCAUGUAAAAUCUUUGGUAUUGUAAUAAAAGUGGACGUCAACCAUUCUUGGGGAAUUGUUCCAGUUAUAUAAAUUUCUAGAGUAUUAAAUACUAAUUCAUCUGAACCUACUGACUUUAUACACAAACUUGGAGCAACCAAAUUGAGUCUGUACCAUGAUAUAAGGAAACAAGGUAUGCUCACUAGUGGACUCGUUUUUGCACAUUUCUGCGCCGACCAAAAUCCACCAUCUUUUCAAUAUGUCACAUGUGUGUAGGGAUGAUGACCUGAUCCCGUACCAGUUACUUUGGAACAUGUAUUUUAUUUAUACUUGUGGAACUGAUCCCUAACACCAAUAUAUUAUAAAAAACGAGUACGGGUCAUGGCCGUAUAAAUAAAGAUCUUUAUUUAUACGUCCAUGGUACGGGUACUGUACUCAUAGUAAGUGUAAGUGAGCAUACCUGACCUGAUCCACAAAAAUACUUGGAUCAACCACCUCUACAUGCGUGACGUCUUCUUUGUUUACUUUUGCAUUUUUUAACCUUACUUUGCAAUGUACUGGAAUUUAAAUGUAAAUGUGUUUUUGUUUUGUUUCGAUUUUUUAAAAAUUAUUUUAGCAAGAGUCUGUUCAGAUCAUUUUAAAUAUGAAUUAAUUGGAUUAAUGUAUAAUAUUAAUUUUAUUUAAUUUAAUUUAACUACGAUAUUUCGUAUCAAUUUUGUACAUAUUUGAAUUGCCGCCUUCAAAAUGGCGGAUUUUGGUCGUAAACGUGAUUGGCUGUUCAAAAUAGAUGCGCGUGAGCAUACCAUGUGUCCUUACUGUCCUUAUAUCAUGGUCUGUACAUUUUUCUUGUAUAUCCUUCGAUGCAUUGUCUUUGGGAAUAUCUCGUGUGGCUUUUACCAUAGCAUGUAAAAUCUUUGGUAUUGUAAUAAAGGUGGUCGUCAACCAUUCUUGGAGGAUUGUUCCAGUUAUAUAAAUUUCGUGAGUAUUUCAUCUGGAUCUACUGACUUUAUACACAAACUUGGAGUGGAGAAACUAAUAGAACAACUCCAGACACAAGAUUUUCUUUAAAAUGUUGUUCUAUCUAUUUUCACUUGAAAGUCCUUUUUAUAAUAAAAUCUAUAAUAAAAUAAUCUAUAAUAAAAUUAAAGUCCACUCCUUUAUGAUGAUGUAGUUCUGUGAGAAUUUCAGUUACCAUUUUUUAACGUAAAUUCAAAAAUAUCCGCAAAAUUGGUUUGUUACAACUGUGUUGCAACUGAUCGCAUUUACUUAUAUUUUGAUAACAUAGAAGUUUGUUCUAUCACAACCAUAUUCGAGAUUAUAUAGAGAGUACGAACGAAUUUUUAAAACUUUUUAUCAAUUUUCUAAACACUUAGCAAUAAACAAGAAAUAAUUAUGAAAUCUUUAAUUUUAUCACAAAAAUAUUUUAAAGUCUUAAGCGGUCCUUAGACGAUCAAUAUGAUCUGCAAUAUACAGGGUGUCACAAUAAUUCGCUAACGUUGGUCAUACAUUAACCAAAGGUUUUUAGGGAUGAAAAUAAGUUGAUAUGCUGUAACUUAGUUAUAUGCAGAAGUGUCGGGACCGAUUUAAGAUUCUUUAUUUCUUUCUAUGUGUAAUCUAUAUGUACUGUGUUUAUGUGUCUUUUGACCAGCACUGGCGGUACAGGUAUAAUAUUAUAUUAUAUAGUAAAUAGAGAUUAAAAUAUACUUUACCUUUACGUCAUUGGUAAAAGAGGACGAAUAAAGUACAAAACAUUUAUGCAUUUAUAUUGUGUUUAUAUAGUAAAAUAAUUUUAUAAGAAAGUUUUUGGUCAAUUAUGUUCUGUGUUGAAAUGGGAGUCUUUAAUAAACUCUAUUUCUACUAUUUCCUUGAUUAUUAAAUCUAUGGAUUUCUGGCGUCCAUCGUGGCGUUUCGUACUUUUUAAAAACAGCAAUUUUAAAUUUUUUAAUUUUUUUAAAUUAUAGAAAAAUGUCCUUUUUCUUUCCUCAGUCAAUUGAAGGAAACGUGUAUCUGUGUCGCUAGUAGCUAUUUUCCAAAAUAUUUCGUAAAAGCCGUUUUACAUGUUUCAAAUAUACUGCUUCAAGAUAAAUUUAGAUGUGCGAGGACAAAGCAAACAAUUUCACUUUUAUAAAUGAAAAAACUUUUUAUAUUUGGGCGUAAACAACGAAUAUUAAGAAAGCAAAUGAAAUAAAGACUAUAUAUAAAAAAAUUAAAGAUACUUAUUAUAGAAUGGACAUAUUGAGAUGCAGAACAAAAGUUUAUAU